This is a messenger RNA of Mercenaria mercenaria, 1290 nucleotides long. Its product is annotated as rho-associated protein kinase 2-like. The record is from RefSeq and is a predicted model, not a curated record. Lineage: Eukaryota; Metazoa; Mollusca; Bivalvia; Venerida; Veneridae. The transcript is spliced from 9 exons. Bases 167 to 1177 code for a protein of 336 amino acids.
ACAUUUGACAAUACAGAAAAGUAACGUUGAACUGUAAGGUACUUGAAAAAAAACUCCUUAAAGUGACUAUUGUUAGUUAGAAUGUGUCUCUUCCCAUUUUCAUUUUUUAUUAUGUUUCUGUAUGAGAGGAUUUAUCAUUCAUAUUUGACUUUAUGAGGAACCGGGUAUGGAAUGUUUGGGAAAAUCGACGUCUCUUGAACACGGCAAAAACUAUUUCAACAAUUUAGACGACCAAGAAGACUCAGAUGAUACGGACACAACAGACACUGAUACAGAAGAAGAUCAAGAAUGCUUACGACUGGACGAAAACCUUAGUAAUAAAGGACAGACUAAUGUGCAGACAGAACUCACCGCAGAGCAAUUCAUUAAAGAGUUAAAUUAUGAACUGGAAGAACUAAAAAAGGAGAAAACUAACUUAUAUCAAAAAUUGGAAUCAGUCAAAGGUAUGUUGGAACAAAAAUCAAAAUUAGCCGCCGAAAAUGAGGACACAGUCAAAGUCCUGAAGGACCAGAUCGAAAAAUACACUGAAGAAAACAAAAAUCUUAAAACAAGUCUAAGGUCAGUCAAGGAUAUGUUUGAACGAAAGUCAAAGUUAGCCGCCGAACAUGAGGAUACCAUCAAAGACUUGAAAGACCAGAUCGGAAAAAAUUCUGAAGAAAGCAAAAUACUUAAAACAAGAAUGAUGUCAGCCGAGGAUAUGUUUGAACAAAAAUCAAAGAUAGUCACCGAAAAUGAGGAUACCAUCAAAGACUUGAGGAACCAGAUAGGAAAAAUUACUGAAGAAAACAAAAAUCUUAAAAGAAACCUAAAUAAAUUAAAGGAGGAAAUAAAGAGGAAGGACAAAGAAAGCGAACUUGAGAAAAACACAUUAAAAGAACAAUUCGAAACAAGUAAUAGAGACAGGGAAAACCAUCUGGAAAAAGUUAUGACUGGAUAUGAGGAAGAAAUCAAAACAAGAAAAAAGAAUCAGGAGGAACAAGCCAAAGAAAUUGAGAGGCUACGGCAGUUCGAGGCUGUCCAUCCGGCUCUUAAAGAUCAACUUGCUGAACUUGAGAAUAGGCUGAGCCAAUCUGAAAGUGGAAAAUUUGAAACUGAAGACAAAUUAAUGCAAGCUGAAAAUGAGAAAAGACAACUUGGAGAAGAAAAACAAAAACUACUGCUUCGGUAUAAAAAAUAAAACCACACUUCAGUUAAUAUUGCGUACUAGAUCUACAUGAAACAUAGGCAAAAUGUUUGGCUGUAUGCAGUCACUAUAAGACUUAAUACGGGGUCAUCUUUGGUUACCAAUAU